This is a messenger RNA of Lutzomyia longipalpis, 2423 nucleotides long. It is a transcript of the gene Scp2, whose product is annotated as calexcitin-1. Lineage: Eukaryota; Metazoa; Arthropoda; Insecta; Diptera; Psychodidae. Bases 438 to 992 code for a protein of 184 amino acids. The transcript is spliced from 7 exons. Gene Ontology annotation, molecular function: calcium ion binding. The record is from RefSeq and is a predicted model, not a curated record.
CACACUCUCCAUGCUCUCUCAUACUAACUCCCUCAGCUCGCUCCAUGAGCUUUCACGCGGCUGUUCUGUUCUGAAAGCUCCGUUGAACGCUGGCGUGUACACCCCGUAUAUAAGUCAUCACCUCCGCAGAAUAUUCUGCAUUCUGCGUCUAUCUCUCGACGAGUGAGGGUGUAUCUUUUGUAUUGUAUUGUGAAGUACUAUUGAGGGCAGUUUCCUCUGACUCAUUCUCGCGCAAAUAUUCGUUUCCUUUUCAAUUGCAAUUCGUCGAAGUACCUACCUAUAUCUUCACUUGAAUCUAUUUUGUCGAUUCUCUUAUUCCUCCAACUGUGUGUGAUUUUGCUGGUGAAGCGCCCAGAGGCAAGAAAAUUCAUCCUGCAGAUAAUUGUGUGCUCUUUUGGAUAAUUUGAAUAUUUGGACUUACUGAAAAAAAAGCGAUAAUGUCAAUUUCUGAUUUUCGGAAAAAGAAGCUUUUGUACGUGUUUAAUGUAUUCUUUGACGUUAACCAGAGCGGAGAAAUAGACAUCAAAGAUUUUGAACAGGCCAUUGAAAAAAUUUGUACACUACGAGGAUGGCCGGCUGGUUCAGCAAAAAAUCAAGAAACUUACGAAGAAAUGUUAAAGAUAUGGGAAGGAUUGCGAUCCAAAGCAGACAAGGAUAAUGAUGGACAGGUGUCCGUUGAUGAGUGGUGCAUUAUGUGGGAUGCAUAUGCCAAAGAUCCAAGUACUGUAAUGGAUUGGCAGCAAAGAUACAUGAAUUUUAUGUUUGAUUUGGAGGAUGCCUCCAACGAUGGUACAAUCGAUGCUAGAGAAUUCGCAACAGUUUGCUCCUGUUAUGGCACUGACAGGAAGGAAUGCGAGGAGGCAUUUGCAAAAAUGUCCAAGGGACAAGAAGAGGUGUCGCGUGAGGAAUUUGCUGAAUUAUGGCAGGAAUAUUUUGCAUCAGAAGACCCGUCCGCACCGGGCAACUACAUUUUUGGAAAUUUGUCUUUCUAAAGCUGCGAAAGAAAGAUAAAAUGUUUUUUGGAAAAAAAAUCGUUGGUAGUUAAGACGAAAAAUUCACAAAUAAAACGAAAGAAAAAAUUUUUAGAUAUGUAAUUUAUAUAGAUAACUGCCAGUAUUUCUUCUUCAUCCUUAAAAAAACUUUGUCAAUCAGUUAAUUAUUAUGGUUCUAUCGAAAAAAUGAAUUAAACUUUCUUCCUUUAACAAAAAAAUAUGCUAUGAUGAAAAUUUUUAGCUAUGCUGUGUGAUGCAGCAAACAUUAAAUAUUGUUGCAGAGGCAAGAAACGUUUUUUUUUAUAAUACUGCUCAUUUUAUAAGUCUGAAAUAUUUCAAACAAGUAAUGCCGCUUUCCGCAAAGGAAUGCAUAAAAAAAAUGGGUGAGCUCGACAGUAUCAUUCUGCUCCAGAAUUAACGAAUAAAUAAAGCUGAGAAGCCGAAAUAAGGCCAAAACGUUUUUCUUUAACACACACAAUCACAUCUUGUGACCGAAAACACUAUGCAAAAAACGAAAAUUUUUUGGUGUGGUUAGAUAAGAAUGUUGAGUUUGUGGAAAGUCCUCAUUAAUCUUUUCAACUUGAAUAAAAAAAGAAUGAUUAAUACUAAUAAAAAAAACGUAGAAUGGAGAUCCUGUUAAUAGACAUGACAGAUUUAAUGACUCUGAAAACAUUUGCACAUUCUUAAAAAAAAACUUUCAAUCUCUCAGAAGCGAGAUGUUUAAUUUUAUGCAACGAAACUUUAAAGUCAAUAUAAAAAGUUGUCCAUUAAUGAAAAAGUUUUUAAAGAAAAAUUGAGAAUGACUAGAGAUUAUAAGCAAGGAUCAAUUACAAUGAAGCACAAAAUAACGAGGAAUUGUUGAUAGUAAUUACUAUAAAUUUAUUAUAUAUAGGUUCAAAGAUGAUGACACGUUUCAUGAAACAUUUUCAGGAAUUAAUAAAAAAAAAAUAGCAAAUUGACUGUUCAGUGUUAUCAAAAAUUCUAGAGUUCCACUAAAAGGUGGAACUCGCCUUUCAAAAAGAAACUAUACCUAUAGAAAAAAAACGAGGUAAAGUAGAGAUUUAACAAACUUUUCAAUCUACAGGUAAUAAAAAAGGAAGGAACAAAUACAGCAAGACUUUGCAAAAAUUCAAAAAAAUUCUCCUUACAUAAAAAACAAAAAUUUCUGUGAGAUUAAUCAAUUAAAUGCAAAAUAUGGAUAAAAAUGUAUUCGUCUAUAGAGAAAAUGCAUAUUCGAAUGAUUAUAUUGAAAAAGGAUAUUUAGAAAAGAAUGAAAUAUGGAAAAAUCACGGAGUUUGUGGCAGAUAAAAAAAAUUGUAUCAUGUAAUCGUGUAAACGGUGUAACUGCAUGUGUAACACUGUAAAGUAGUGCAAUCUAUUCUUCGAUAUUGAUAAUAAUAAAGUAAAAUUUAUUGGAUGCAAAAUAUAAAA